Messenger RNA from Schistocerca cancellata (South American locust), 1109 nucleotides. RefSeq names its product pre-mRNA-splicing factor SPF27 (gene BCAS2). Lineage: Eukaryota; Metazoa; Arthropoda; Insecta; Orthoptera; Acrididae. The transcript is spliced from 5 exons. Gene Ontology annotation, cellular component: catalytic step 2 spliceosome; precatalytic spliceosome; Prp19 complex. The record is from RefSeq and is a predicted model, not a curated record. Gene Ontology annotation, biological process: mRNA processing. Bases 350 to 991 code for a protein of 213 amino acids.
CCAUCACCACCCCAUCCCACCGCACCACCAACGAGAAAAAUUUAUGUUGCCUUCUGGUUGUGUUCCGUAGGCGGCCUAUAUGAAAAUCGCCACUUGAAAUCAUGGAGGCAACUCUCCAUGCUUGAAAUGCAUUUGUAGAACGUUUUGACCUUCCUUCCGUAAAUCGACCUGUAUAAAGCCUGAGUAUAGUGAAGUAACUUCGUGCUUGUCUUUGCUGAGUUGCUAAAGAACAAAUGGGAUUGUAGGGAUCUAGGGAAGUUCAAUCAAUGGUUUGUAAGUAAAACGAAGUAUUUGCGUCUUGGAGUGGUUUUCGAUAUUGCAUUGUGUAUGACGUUGCGAAUUGAAAACGAUGGCUGGUGAAGUUGUUGUGGAUGCAUUACCAUACAUUGACCAAGGUUACGAUGAACCUGGGGUGCGAGAAGCUGCUCUGGCCAUGGUUGAAGAAGAAACAAGACGUUAUAGGCCUACGAAAAAUUAUUUAGAACAUCUACCGCCGUUGAAUUUGACAGCUUUUGAGACAGAAAUAAUGCGAAAUGAGUUUGAGAGGAUGCAGCAACGCCUUCCAAUGGAUGUUUUGAGUAUGAAGCGUUAUGAACUUCCACCACCUCCUGCUGGUAAGAUGACUGAUAUAGCUGCAUGGACAGAGUGUGUUGAAAAUUCCAUGGCACAGUUAGAGCACCAAGCAACAAGAAUUUGUAAUUUGGAACUGAUGGUGGAAUAUGGUUGUGAAGCUUGGAAGGCGUAUUUGGAGACAUUGGUUCAGUUAGUUACACAGGCGCAGAAACAAUUGCAGAGCAUGAGGAAGCAAAUUCAAGAGAUUAAUUGGCAGCGAAAAAACAUGCAAACUCAAGGUGGUGAAAAACUGAGGCAGCUUGAAGCACAGUGGGUAGGCCUUGUGAGUAAAAACUAUGAAAUAGAACAAGCAUGUGCACAAUUAGAAAAGGAAGUGGAAAAAGUGAGGCCAAAGAAAACAGAAACAAACAAUGAAUGAAGUUUUGCUAUGACUUUGUAUUAAAAAGAAUCUGAUUUUACUGUAACAAUAUAUUUAUUGCAUACAUGGUAUGUUCUGUAUAUUACAUAUGUACAGCAGUAAAAUCAUGUGAAACAUA